Periophthalmus magnuspinnatus is the source of this 9804-nucleotide messenger RNA. RefSeq names its product capicua transcriptional repressor b (gene cicb). The transcript has 20 exons. Gene Ontology annotation, cellular component: nucleus. The coding region runs from base 139 to 8154 and encodes 2671 amino acids. Gene Ontology annotation, biological process: regulation of transcription by RNA polymerase II. The record is from RefSeq and is a predicted model, not a curated record. NCBI's taxonomy places the organism in Eukaryota, Metazoa, Chordata, Actinopteri, Gobiiformes, Gobiidae. Gene Ontology annotation, molecular function: RNA polymerase II transcription regulatory region sequence-specific DNA binding; DNA-binding transcription factor activity, RNA polymerase II-specific.
CUUCUAAAGGAGAAGACAAAAAGUGAAAAAGCCAAACAAGGAAAGAAAAAAGGAAGACUGAAUAUAAAGGAGUGCCUUAAAAGUGAGAGAAGUAGAAGGAACGCAAUUAAAAGCACUUUGUUAAAGGGGAAAGAAGACAUGAGACCAAUAAAGAAACCAAGAGGCCGGGGAAGGAAAAGGGGGGGCCCGCAUUCUCCCCCAGAGAAGGACGCCAAAAGAUUCAGGAGGGAAACACUUGUCAAGACGACAGAGCACACAACCAAAACAUUGAGUAGUCCUUCCCCACGCAAACACACUCCGCCCAUCGCCUACAGCACUAACAAGGAGCCAAUGAUAAGCAGCAGUGCACCCUUGGUAGGGCCUGUUGCACUGAGGCAACCUGUGGAGUCAGUCGAGAAGGACACAAAGCAACCACAAGAAAAGACAGAGAAGAAAAUGAUAGGCACAAAUGGAACUAGCACUACGUCUGCAGAAAGCGGAGCAUCUUCUACCUCUCCUUCAGCACCCGUCUCCACAGCCAUGCCCCCGGCAGCCACAAAUCACAGCCACGUCACCACCUCGGUCUCAAGUAGGAAAACAGCCACUUUCAAAGCCCGCAUCCCCAAGAAGAAAUAUACAUAUGAGCACUUUGUGAAUAACGCCCUGACUGCCAUUAAUGCCCCCAGCCCUGAUUCUUCUCAAAACAACUACAAUAUCAACAACAAAGCCAGUGACAGUAUCCACAAGAUUAAUAAUAUCAAACAUAGCAACAUUAAUAGUGAUAGUAAUGAUAAAAGCGCCAUCAGCAACAUGGUCAAUAGUAGCAGGAAUAAUUUUCUCAAUAACAUUUGCAGUAAAAAUAGUACUUGCUCAGGUAAUAUUCCCCCACAGCUAACUGUGGGUAGUAAUGCAACACAAGUGAAUCACUUUAUCCCUAUGGACAGCAGGGCUCUCAGGACAGAGGGCUCCCAAAAGGAGCCCAUCGAGAAUGAGUCUGAAGGAACGCCAAACUCAGUGCACUCCUCGUCCACUGAUACGGCCAGCGAGCACUCAGCCGAGCUGGACACGGUGGAGGCCACAGGACCAAAUCAUUCAAGUCAUUCUAACUUUCCCACCCCCCUUUGCCACUCAUCACCCAAGGGGGUCAGCCAUUCAGAUGGACUUGCUCAAGCGCUGGCCAAAGGCAUGAAAAACCAGAGGGUUCUUGCCUGUCAGAUAAAGAAGAGUGUGGAGAGUGGGGUGAAUGGGAAGGACUUGGGUGCACUGUCCCGUGUGUUUAAGCCUGGUGUAGUGCGCUGUGUGAGUGGAGGGACAGUUGAAGUCCAGCUCCAAGGAGAAGAGAGACUUGUUCAAUACCCUUUCCAUGGUGAUACUGUGAUUACAUCAUCGCCUGAGGCCAAGAACACUGUGGAGUUAAUUUUGGAUGCCCCCCCACCUGGCAUGGCACCUGUGGCUGUGGGAACACAAGUGUGUGUGCCAUUUGGUGGAGAAGAGGGAGGGCCUCUGUUUUACAGAGAAGGAAUUGUGACACAGGUGGACCCCCACCCUGGGGUGUCAUUUCCCUACCGGGUGCUCCUCGAUGAACAGAUUCUGGAUAAGCAGAAAACUGGCAAGGAGAACGAAAGACUGGCCGUUUGGGUGUCUCGACAGAGCCUGAGACUGCUCACCCCUCCCUGGGAAGUUCCAAAUUUGGACGGUGGUAGGGCAAAGGAGAGGGAGCGAGAAAGAGAAAGGGAGGAGAGGGAGCGGAGGGAGGAGAUGGAAGUGGAGAGGGAGGUGUGUCAGUUGAGUAAGGGAAUGGGGGUGCUUGGAGGAGGGGGCAGGCUAGGUCAUAGUUUCUCGCACCAGGGGACCACUGCGGGACGUCCUUAUGUUAAUGUAAAUCCACCGUCCCACUCUACUAUUGGGGCACCCAGCAUAGGGGCCAGCCCUGACAUAAGAGUGCAGGCAGAGAGACAAAAACAGGCAAACAUUCCUGAAGAUGUGGAACUUUCCCAGUUAAAUAUGGGCCUGACUGUUACACCCAGAACAGCGGUCGGCACCCCUCAUAACACAAAUCUCCUGUCUAAAAACAGUGGCUACCCCUCCUCCUCCCCUCACCUCACUGUGGUGCGAGGUCUGGGCCCUCCGCACCUGUCCACCCUCACUGGUCCUCAACCACCCCCUUCUCCAGCCUUAUUAACCUCUGAUAUGAACAAUCCCACUUCUAACCUACCUCCAUCCAAAACCACUCCAUCCCAAACCCCCACUCCCACUUCCUCUACCUCUUCUCGUUCCAGGACACCCCUGUCAUUAGCACAACAGAAAUAUAAAAAGGGUGACGUAGUGUGUACCCCCAAUGGUAUCCGCAAGAAGUUUAAUGGAAAGCAGUGGCGGAGGCUGUGCUCUAGGGAGGGCUGCAUGAAGGAGUCCCAGCGCAGAGGCUACUGCUCCAGACACCUGUCAAUGAGGACCAAAGAGAUGGAGGCGGCUGGAGGAGAGAGGGGCGGGGGCAGCAGCUCAGGUACACUCACCCCAUCUGACCUGCGAGGCCGAGCCAGCAGUGAGCUGGACUGGGACGACACGUCGAGAGAGGGCAGUGAGACCAGCAGCAGAGGAGACUCCAGACCCCGUCUAGUGCUGCCCUCACUCGUCCCACACGACCUGUCCUCACGCUUUGACUUUGAUGAGUGUGAGGCAGCCACCAUGCUCGUGUCUUUGGGGAGUUCCCGUUCAGGGACACCAUCUUUUUCUCCAAUCUCUAACCAGUCUCCCUUCUCCCCGGCCCCCUCUCCCUCCCCUUCCCCACUUUUUGGUUUUAGGCCAGCCAACUUCUCCCCCAUUACAGCCUCCCCAGUGCUGUCACAUCGUAGGCACAGGCAGCCCAGUGGGGCAGGGGUAACAGGGGGGGCCGGGGGCUCUAAAACUGCCCACAGUGGAGGAGAAAAAGAGAGGCACACCUCUGGUCACAUCCAGCCAUCCUUUCAAAACAACCUGACUUUUACUGUCCCCAUGAGCCCCAGCAAACGGAAGGCGGACACUCCUGCCCCAGCUUCCCUCACGUCGCACCACCAUGACUACACCCCCAAGACGGAACAGGAGCAGGGCGAGCUCAGUGGUUCCUUCAGGGUUCUAUCACCAGCUGCACAUUCCCGUACUCACACCCCCACAUUCUCCCGGCCUCGGGGAGUCACUACGCCCUCCUCGAGUAGACCUCCGUCUGCUGCUGCUGUCUCCCCUCCUCCUCUGCUAGUCUCUCCCACUCCUCCCUCUCCGCUGCCACCUGAUGGAGGUUCUCGCCGCAUGGUGCCAGUUACCCAGCAGGCUUUGCGUGACUCCCCUGUUAUUGUCAGAAAUCCUGAAGUCCCUCUGGCCAAAUUCACCGAGUGCCCUGUUGGACGAGGAGGGUCUGAGGCGGGCGCUGACUCUACCACAGACACUACUGUGACUCUCACCCCUCAGCCCAUCUCUGGCCUCCAGGUGCCUGUCCCCAUAAAUGCCGCCUCAGGCAGCAUUCCCAAUGGCACAGUAAUUCUGCGAAGCCCAGCCCAGACUUUGGUGCUCGUGUCCCCUUCACCUUCUGCUCUACCCACCACUGACACCCCUGCUGCCCCCCUGCAGGCCCUGUCAGUGACCGUCAGCACAACAGUGGCUCCCACUGCGAACAGCACAGACAGCUGUGAGGAUGGAGGGGAGAACAGGGAGAGUGGUUUUGGAGGGGAGCUCCAGCAGCCUGUUCCCUGCCACCCAUCUCCCACCGCACUCCUGCCCCUCAUCCUGCCAGCAGAAAGCCUUCACCCUGCCCCUCGAAAGGACAUCAUUAUGGGACGCCCUGGCACAGUAUGGACCAACGUAGAACCACGGUCUGUUCCAGUCUUCCCCUGGCAUUCUUUAGUUCCUUUCCUGGCACCUACCCAAUCAGACUCAUCCUCUCAGCCAGGAGAGGGCCAUCACGCAGUCAACCACCCCCAAGCUGUCACUCUAAAAACAGGAGCAGAAGUACAUGGGGUGGCAGCUCAGCCACAGGAGCCUGUAGAGGCCCCUCCCACCAUAGAAAGAGUUCCUCCAUCCCGGCCUCCCCCCUCUGCAGAGGAGCCACCUCCAGAGAAAGACAAGGGAGAUGCAGAGAGGGAGAGGCCAGACAGUGAAACAGAGAGUGAUGUUGAUGAUCCCUUUCUUCCUGGUGUGGUCCCCGAACAACCUCUCUCUACAUCACCAGUGAAGAGACGUACACAGUCUCUUAGUGCACUACCAAAAGAUGGAGACAAAAAUAGUCCUGGAAAGAGAGAAAAGGACCAUAUACGACGUCCAAUGAAUGCAUUUAUGAUAUUCAGUAAGCGUCACCGAGCUCUAGUUCAUCAGCGUCAUCCAAACCAAGACAACAGAACAGUCAGCAAAAUUCUUGGAGAAUGGUGGUAUGCGUUAGGACCAAAGGAGAAACAAAAGUACCACGACUUGGCCUUUCAGGUAAAAGAAGCACAUUUCAAAGCCCAUCCUGAUUGGAAAUGGUGUAACAAAGACAGGAAAAAGUCUAGCUCUGAGGGUCGUGGUGUCCCAGGGAAUAAAGACAUAAGGGAGAGAAGCAUGUCGGAGUCCACAGAGCCUCAUUCUGUGGAGCUAAAAGGAGUGCCCCCUGGUUUAGUGGGUGUUUCUGAGAGGGGUACAGUGGAAGGUCAUGGGAGUCAGCUCACCCGACCACGAGCCUUUUCACAAAGUGCCAUGCACAGCCUGGAGCGGAGUGGCAGAGGCAAUACACAAGCUCUGGCAGAACUGGCACAGAUGUGUGGAGAGGGUGUUAAUCAGUUUUCAAGACAUGCUCCACCUUUGUCACAGUCCCAGCGUGGAGUCAGUGAGGACAUGACCAGUGAUGAAGAGAGGAUGGUCAUAUGUGAAGAGGAGGGAGAUGAUGAUGUCAUUGAGGACCCUUAUCCGAACAGCUCCAUAGAUCUCAAAUGCAAGGAGCGAGUUACAGACAGUGAUAGUGAAAAUGGCUCUGGAGAUGAAACGGAAAGGAAGAGAGUCUUUGCCCCAGUUAUCUGCUCAUCAUCUUCAGCUCAUUCCACUCAUCAUGGCCGCAGUGUCUCCUUAUCCUCCUAUCCAAGCAGCAGCAAGCGUUUUGAGGAAGCCAGAUCUUUCGGGGCAGGGUUUACAGAGCACAGACGAAAGGGUGGAGGUGAUGGAGAACACACAAACCUUUCUGCUGAAGGAAUAGGUCUCCCAAGUUCUUUCUCUAUGCCUGGCCAGUCCGGCAUCUCUAAUGCGCCGGGUGCAGCACCCCCUUCUUCAUCAUCUACAAUGGGUCCAAGUUCAGGAUUAAGCAUUGGUGGUUCGAGAGCAGCCUCCACCGUGGUAACCAACGUGAUGCGUCCUGUCAUCAGCACACCACUCCCUUUAGCCAGUAAGCCCAGAGAAGGAGGGCCCGCACCAAGCUCACAUCCACCUGAAAAGAAGUCCAUGACCCCACAGCAGCAGCAACAGGUCCUGAUCGGGCCAGGAUCUGCAAGUGGUGUUACGGCACUUGGCGGUGGGUAUUACUCUUCCUCAUCACCUAGUCCUAUUGGUGCAGGAGUAAGCCCAGGGAGUGUAGUCACUAAUUUGGUGUUAGGUACACCCCUGCCCGGACAACCUGCUGUCCAGCUUAUCAGCCCCUCUCCUCAACCCCCGCCUUCCCAGCAGCAGCCACACCUUUCUAGUGCCACGUCAGCCCAACUUAGUCAGACCAAUGGGCCCCUGCCUAUGCCCAUACUUCAGCCCCAGUUCCUGCCUGCAUCUUCCCUAGCACCCACAGGGGGAAAGGCAAUCACGCAAGUUCAAUAUAUCCUGCCCACUUUACCUGCCAACCCCAAUCCCAAGAGUCCACCUCAGCAACUUAAUCAGCCAACCAGUAUCUUCAACCUACCCACAGCUCCAUCUGCACACACAGUCCUGACCAAUGGAAAGCAGCCCAGUUCAAGUUCACUAGCUGGAUAUACAUCAAGCCCCUCUUUGGGUGUGGUCAGCCCAGGCACCAGAGUGCAAACCCAGUCCCCAGUGCUCCAGAGUAAAAUGCUUGUUCCCAUGGCCACUGUACGGACUGCACCAGCCCCUGCCCAGCAGUUUCCUAUUGUGGCGCCACCUCUUCCUGUUCAGAAUGGUGCCCAGGCUGGAAACAAGUUAAUACAGAUAGCCCCGAUGCCUUUAGUUCAACCCGGGCUUCCUCAGGGCACAGCAGUCCAACCGUCUAGUGCUUUUCCGGUCACAGUUGGUCCAGCUACCGUGGUAGCUCCAAAUACAGGCCCGUCCCAGACUAUGCUUCUUCCACCAGGGUCUAACAGAAUUACCUAUGUCCACUCCACACCGGGGGUCCCGUCCACGCUACCUUUGGUCUCCACAACAACAGGCUCACCGCCCUCCCAACAGCCCCUGCCCGGAUCUGCAUAUGUUCCAUCACCCAUAGCAACACUGGGCUUCACAGCUAUCGCACCACCUGGACAGACCCUGGUUCAGCCUUUGAUAGCAGGUCAGCCUCCAAUCCUCACUACAGCUCAGUCUCCACAAACCUCCACUUCAGUCCCUGCUUCAGGCAAUGGAGGGCAGGUCGUUACUGCCAUCUACCCUUCUUCACCUAGUGUUUCCAUGGCAACAGGGGUGGUCUCUGUGACGGCAGCACCCCCUGGUGUGGUCUCCAGCCCUUGCAACACUUCCUCUCACAUUUUGCCUAAGCACACACCUACGUCCAUCACUGUAACCCCCCCACAAGCAGACAGAGACCGGGGUCCAGAUGGACAGAGUGAAAAGCCUCCUGAGAGGCAGGCAGAAGUGCUGACGCCUUUGGACCAACAGCCGCAGUCCUCCAGCGUCAGCAGCACAAUAGCACCCUCCAGUGGCUCUAGUAUUCCCAUCAAGCCUGCUAGUCCCCAACUGCACAUUCAAACAUCCGUUGGUACUACAGGAACAUCAAAGCUCAUCCAGCUUCCACUUAGAGCUCCUCAGAAAGUAAAGGCUACUGUGGCUACCAUUCCUGUAGGCAGCUAUGAAGGAGGAGGUCGAGGUAAGGAGAGGGAGAAAGAUCGUGAGAGGGAACGUGAGAGGGACCGUGAGAGGGAACGUGAGAGGGAACGUGAGAGGGAACGUGAGAGGGAACGUGAGAAGGAACGUGAGAGGGAACGUGAGAGGGAACGUGACAAAGAGGAGAGAGAAGCAGCAGCUAGCAGUCUGUUCUCUUUUGACACUGAGCCCCCAACACAAAGCAGCUCACCAUCUCCUCAUCCUGCUGAAGAGCCUUCCUCUGAUCGACCUCCAGAGGGCCCUAAUACAGCCGACAAUGAAAACAGAAACAAGGACAGUGCAACCACAAAAGAGGCUGGGUGGAAGGAGUCCAUUCCCUCAUCUCCUUUGCCUCCACCAUCAACUGCUGAGCCCAGCCUACCCCCUCCACAGAGUGAUAAAGAGGUUCCUACUCCCAAAAAGAUCAAGGCACGUCCACCUCCGUUAAAGAAGACCUUUGACUCUGUGGACAAGGUGCUAUCAGAAGUCUAUUUUGAAGAGCGUUUUGCUGAGCUCCCUGAGUUUCGGCCUGAAGAGGUCCUCCCUUCACCAACCUUACAAAGUCUGGCCACGUCGCCUCGUGCUAUUUUGGGCAGCUACCGGCGCAAACGGAAGAACUCUACAGAUCUGGACUCGGCACCCGAUGAACAAGCCUCCCCAAAGAGAAAAAGCCGACGGCGUUCGAGCUGUAGCUCAGAGCCUAACACGCCUAAAAGUGCUGCCAAAUGUGAGGGAGACAUUUUUACCUUUGACAGGGCAGAGGGAGAGGACAUCUUGGCAGAACUUGAGUUUGAAAAGGUGCCAUACUCUUCCCUGAGAAGAACGUUGGACCAGAGAAGAGCACUGGUCAUGCAGCUUUUCCAGGAGCAAGGCUUCUUUCCAUCUGCUCAAGCCACUGCAGCCUUCCAGAGCAGAUAUUCCGAUAUAUUCCCAACCAAGGUGUGUCUGCAGUUAAAAAUAAGGGAGGUCCGGCAGAAGAUAAUGCAGACGGCCACGCCCUCUGACACUCCAGGUUUAGGUUUGCCUGACUUUGGUGGCCCAAACCCUGGACCUUCUGGCUCUCAGUCGGGAGAGGGGUCUGGGCGAGGUGACCUGCAGGAUGAGGAAUUGGAGCAUGGGGUUGACUCUGGUGUAGAGGAGCCACGUGACUCCCAGGACUCCUCCAGGUGAGGGAGUGACCAACAGCCACUACUGUCUGUGGAAUCACUCCACUCUCACCUGCUCAUGUUUGAUUUCUUUGGUCAGCAGCCUGGAUUUCAAAGUGCAAGAGACUUGUAUGCAAAAGAAGCAACUUUUAAAGGGACUUCCUUGUACCAAAAAGGACAUGAGUGGCAGUGGCUCUAACAAUGCCACACUUACCCCGUCAUAAUGGACCUCUACAUCACUUUAUUCCAGACUUGAAUUAGCACUCUGUGAUUACCACCAUGGUGAAGUCCUCAUCAAAGCCAGUGAACCAAGGUCCAUUGUGUACAGCUACAGAUUUGCCUCGAAGAAAAUGUUUGUGAUGCUGGACUUGGAGACCUGCCUUGUCUGUUCAGAUACACAAAAAGCAUUUUGGAAAAUAAAUACGUAUCUUUUCAUGUUUUCUUUUUUUUCUUUUUUUUUUUUAUAAUGCUAGAGGAGUAAUUGCAGUAAACUGCUGCUUAUGGGACAACUUGUAUUUUAAGUGUUGUACACUCAUCUGCUGACUGGGGCUGGGCCCUCAGCAGACAAGACUUAUUUCAAUUGAGGCUUUUGCUUUGAACUUGGAAGGAUCCCUUCCAUUUUAGUGUUUGUAGACCACUAGGCUGGUCUGUUUAAAGUGACUGAAGAUAUAACGGUUUAAAUGGACUCCUGGCUGUGCCAUCAUUCCUGCAAGUUACCAUCUGGCCAAGUCUGACCCUAACACAUGCCAGAAAGGAGGAACAAGCAUUCCUGUGCCUCUUAUUCACUAGCCUAUGAAAGGAGCGGGUUAGGGUUAAUGGCACAUCCUGGCUCUUGACAAGGGUUGGUUUGUUGGACUUUAAUUCUCUUAUGCCAAGCAGUUUUAUUAACUUUUUAAUUAUUUUUUUGUAUUGAACAUUGCCAUUAUUGAGUUUGUUGUAUUCCUACAACUGUGCCCAUCCUGAUCUUUACAUUGAAACAUCUUCCCUAGUUCUGUUUGCAUAGUGAGCAGGUGUUGCCUUACUCCUGCUGAUUCCUAUAGUUAAAGUAACAUUCCCCUCUGCACCUGCCUUGUUUUCCCACUGUAGUCUUCCCUUGACUGGCCUCAUCUCAUCAAGGAUUUGGGGCAUAGUUGUUAUUGAUUUCAAUGGGGAACAGAUGUGAGAUGGACCUAGUGCUAAUUCAACAGUAAUAAGAAGUACAUUUUCUACAAAAGCAUAUAUGCAUCCCUAUUCCUUGAAGUUGCAGCACUUGUACAUCUCGUUCCUACACCUCUUUCCUUUCCGCUUCCUCCUUUUGUCACUUUAUUGCUCUCUCCACUCCUGGCCUUUCCAUUUGGGUGGAUUGAAAACAAGGGGUUGCGGAAAAGGGUUAACCAAGAAGAGCUGGUAGGAUCUAAUACUGGUUGUGUCUUUGUGCAAGACUUGGUAGUGUUGUAAAUAAUUACUGUAGAGUCAGUAGACUCAUAAUAUUACGGAAAAUAAAUCUGUCAUUGAGCAAGUUAACUUUUAAGACCCAACUAUUGAAGAAUUAAAAACACAUGAAAUGGAAAAAAUUACUAUUCAUGUUUUGUGUUAUGCUCCUUGUUUUGCUGUUCCAGUAAGCAAGAGUUUAUAUAAAUAAUUUAAGUUUGUAUCUGUAUCUUUCAGUAUACAAAUAAAAGGUGUUUAAUUGAAA